AUGCCCCUUCUAUCCCCAGACCUCGGGUGUCCCCCUCCACGCCGACAUUCCAAAGUCAGAGAUAUGCUAAUGCGUGGGAAAGACGACACACUGGUUGCUUCAUGGAAGCUGCUUCUAGAACAGCUCAGAUCUGAGAUCGAGCUCACCCUUAGGGCUGGACCAGCAAUCUUCCCUUCGCUCCAUUUCGACGAUCUCAAGAAUAAAUCCCGGGCCAAGGACUUCUCCUGUCAGCUUCGGAGAAGUGGCGGAGGUGUAUUACGUGGAGUAAUCUCCGAGAGCGAAGCUAGAACAUGGAAUAGCGAGCUUCAGGCUUACCUCGCAGGCGACGAUUCACUUGCCAGCAGUUCUGCACAGGACCCUCAACUCUACGAUGUCUACUGGUCUCCAGCGCAGGUCAAAUGCAGAGCCCACCCAAAUAUCCUCGCUUCACAAAAGUUUCUGAUGAGUAUUUGGAGCUCGUCCAAUCACACGGCCGGCAUUUCGCACAAUUUCCCCCUCAGCUAUGCAGACCGUAUCCGCUAUAGGAAAUCCUCAGACUCGAGCUUUCUUUUGAGGUCUUCCAUAGAAGGAGACAGUGCUGAUCGCUGGUGCCCAGAUGAUUCUCGUGAAGCAUUCACUUAUAAGAAAAUCUGGGAGGGGAACUGGCAAAAUUACGACCCGUGGGACAGCACCACGAGGAUCCAGACCCCGAAGCACUCUGCCCACAACCGAAAUUCAAACUCAAUGUUUCGCAUGUUCCAAGGAUGGCUUCCUCUGAACCCUCUACCCGAAGGCCAGGGUUCGCUGCGUCUGUGUCCGAUGCUCCAGGCCACCACUGCCUAUGUGCUGCUUCGCCCUCUCUUCUCUCCAAUCAAUUCCUCUCCCACCUCCCCGGAAUUCUUGUCGGCGCACAACUGGACCAUGAAUCCUCCAGGCUCAUCUUCAAUCCCUCCCGCCUCCUCUUAUAGGCAGGAGCUAAGCAACGCCCUUCACCCGCAUCUUCAGCUCUCCAAGACCAUGGCUCGCAUCCCGACUCUCAAUCCCGGAGAUUAUUUUGUCUGGCACUGCGACUCAAUCCACUCAAUUGAGCACACCAAAGGAGCAGGGGGUGAUGCCGCCAUCAUGUACCUCCCAGUCUGCCCGCUGACAGAGUCAAACGCCCUGUAUCUCGCUCGCCAGCGCAAAUCCUUUCUCCUGGGACAGCCCGGACCAGACCUGGCCAACUAUGGAAAAGGAGAGAGCAUCCUCAUGGAUCGCCCGGGAGUCCAGGAGGUCAACGAAGUGGGAGGAGAGAGGGGACUUCGCGCCAUGGGACUAUUGCCCUGGGACGAGGACGACGCGGCCGAUGAUCUGGAGGAGGACCUUUUGGAAACGGUGAACAACAUCUUGUUCCCCGACAGGUAUCAAAAUUAG
Molecule: messenger RNA, 1392 nt
Organism: Clonostachys byssicola
Lineage: Eukaryota; Fungi; Ascomycota; Sordariomycetes; Hypocreales; Bionectriaceae
Source: the annotation of a GenBank genome assembly